AUGAUGAGUUUCGUAAAAGUAACAAACGCCUUGCCUAUAAUGCUUUUACUCGGACUAAUUAAUAUUUCUAGUACGGAAAUUGUAACUUCUAGUGAUCGAAUAGAGUUAGUUUUACCAGUAUUAGCACCACCUAUGAAUUCAAGAGCGAGAGUCACAGAGACCGCAAAAGACUACCCGGUAUUAUGGCUACUAGCUAAUAAUAAUAUCAGCAAAAAAGAAGAAGUUAGAAGUGGUACAGAGUCACAACCUAUUUAUGUUGAGAGACUUGAAGAAAGAAUAAAUCCCAGACAUGCAGUUAUAUAA
Messenger RNA from Parnassius apollo (apollo), 303 nucleotides. The record is from the annotation of a GenBank genome assembly. NCBI's taxonomy places the organism in Eukaryota, Metazoa, Arthropoda, Insecta, Lepidoptera, Papilionidae.